AUGGCACAAACGCCCACCCCCCAGAUCCGAUCCAUAUACCGGCGUCUCCUCCGCGAACUCCCCUCCACACCCCAGACAACGCGCACGCAGCACCAAAAGCUCUCUUCGCCGUCAAAACUCCAGCAACGUAUACGUCAAACACUCUCUCGACCGAGCCCAACUGGAAACGCCCAAAGCCAAAUUGCGCAGGCGGAACAGUUUAUCCAAUACGUACAGGCGCAACGCACACAUUCAACGUUGCUCGAGCGAUAUAAUCCGGGUAUGGGCAUGACGGAAGAGGAGAGGGUCAGGCUGAGCGCGAGGAGGGUGGGCAUUAACUUGCCGGUUGAGUAUCAGGAGGAGAAGUGA
Messenger RNA from Alternaria alternata, 348 nucleotides. RefSeq lists its product as hypothetical. Gene Ontology annotation, cellular component: mitochondrial matrix. The transcript has a single exon. Gene Ontology annotation, biological process: mitochondrial proton-transporting ATP synthase complex assembly. The record is from RefSeq and is a predicted model, not a curated record. Lineage: Eukaryota; Fungi; Ascomycota; Dothideomycetes; Pleosporales; Pleosporaceae. Bases 1 to 348 code for a protein of 115 amino acids.